Messenger RNA from Dictyostelium discoideum AX4, 6945 nucleotides. Its product is annotated as DNA2/NAM7 helicase family protein. The coding region runs from base 1 to 6945 and encodes 2314 amino acids. The transcript is spliced from 2 exons. The record is from RefSeq and is a predicted model, not a curated record. Gene Ontology annotation, molecular function: helicase activity. Lineage: Eukaryota; Evosea; Eumycetozoa; Dictyosteliales; Dictyosteliaceae.
AUGAGUUCUUCUUUAGAAACAGAAGGGGAAAAUAUUCCAAAUUCAUCAACUUCACCACCACCACCACCACCACCUUCAUCAAAUAAUAACAAUCCAAUUUCUCAAAGCGUACCAGAAAAAACAAAAACAACUGUAGAAUCGAGCACCACCAGUACCACUACCACCACCAGUACCACUACCACUACCAACACUAACACCAAUAGUACAAUGGAUUCAAUAAUAAAUAAUAUGAACAAAUUGAAUAUUACUGAAAAUUCACAAAUUAUAAAUAGUAAUGAAAAUGAUAUUUUUAAAACUAUAUUCAAGCAUAGUAAUUUAAAAGAUAUCAUAAAUGGAAUUAAUGGUGUUUGUAAAUUAUUUCCAAAUUUCGAUAUUAAGAAAAUUAAAGAAAUUUUAGAAAAUGAUAAAACUUCUUUAGAGAAUAAAAUUGGAAUUAUUAAAACAUCUUCUUCAAUAGAUGUCUCUGAUAAAUUUAGUAAAUUAGUUAAAAAAACAAAUUUAUUAAAUAAUAUCAAUCGUAAUAAUAAUAAUAACGAUAUUUUUCAAAUUUAUAAUGAUUUUAUAGCAUUGAAAAUUAUGAUUGAAUUUAGUUUUUUAUAUCAAAGAUUAAUUUUAAAGAAAUUAUUUACAGAUGAUACAUCAAUCACAGCUGAUCAAAAACAAAGGCUUUAUGAUCAAUUGUCAGCUCAAAAUAUAACAAUAACAUUAUCAGAGGUUUUCAAAUGUAAUUAUCCAUCAAAAUUUCGUCAAAUUUCAAAUGAUUUCAAAUUUAUUUUAAAGGGUAAAAAUUAUAAAAUAAAUUAUUUAAAAUUUUCAGAUUCUCAAGAUAUAUCAAUUUCAAUUCAAUCAAACUUUAUCAACCUUUGUAAAUUAUAUAAUAAAUGUUUAGGUACAACUACAAUAGAACAGAAAAUAUCAUCUACAUCAGUUAUUGAUAUAACACCACCAGCAGUGUCAUUAGCAACAACAACAACAACUGUAUCACCACCAACAGUACCAUUAGCAACAUCACCAUCAUUGGUAUCAAAAGUUAUAAAUAGCCAACAACAAACAAAACCAACAACUACUGAAAUCGUAGUUUUUUCAAUUUUUAAUAAAUUAUUCCACAGAUCAGAAGAUAUUCAAGGUUUGAUUAAAAAAUACCCAGGUUUUAAAUCAGAAUUAUUAUCAGUUGAAACUUUUAUAAAAGAAAGUCAAACCAAUAUUGAUUCAGUGAAAAUUACAACAUUAAAUCAACUUAAAAAAUCAUUGAAUUCAAAGAUAAAUUCAAAAAAGUUUGAUGAAAUUGUAACAAUAUUUGUUACAAUCAUUUCAUUAAUAGAGUUGAGUAAUCUAAUCCAAAGAAGUAGUGUUAAAAAAUAUAUUGAAAAAAAUAUAGUCAAAAUCACACACCAAGCAAGUUUACAAUUAGAGGCUUUUGGUUUAUUGGAAACUCAAUAUCAAAAAUCAAAAAUCAAUCUAGAGGAAUUUAUUAGUCAAAAUCCAUCUUUUGUUUCAAAAUUUGUUCCAAAACCAUUGAAGUUAGAAUUAGAUUCUAAAAAAGUUUUAUUUAAUAUUGGUUUAUUUAAAUUAGAACUUGGUCACAAGAAUAUCGAAAGUAAUACCAUUGGAACAUUAAUCGAAUCACAUUUGAUUUAUAUAAAAUCUUUAAUUUUAGAUUAUCAACUUUUAUCAAACUCAACAACAACAACACAACCAAUACCAACACUAACACCAACACCAACACCAACACCAACACCAACUCCAACUCCAACUCCAACUCCAACACCAACACCAACACCAACACCAACACCAACACCAACACCAACACCAACACCAACACCAACACCAACACCAACACCAACAUCAACACCAAAAGAAUUAUUAUCAAAUAUACCAACAGUAAUUUUGAAGACACCAUCAAAUAUUGAAAAACAAAUAUUUUCAUUAUUUAAUACAUUUUUUAACAAACCAGAAGCAAUUGAUAGUUUAAAGAAUCAAUAUCCAACAUUUAAUUUACAAAUAGAUUCAAUUAAAUCAAUGGUAAAAGACAUAGUUUUACCAUUCAAAAAAAAGACUGAAUCUUAUAGAAUUGGUACAUCAAAAGAUAUAAGAAAAUUAUUAAAAUCAAGUGUAAAUCCAUCAAAAUUUAAUGAAAUUAAUGAAACAAUUUUUACAAUCAUUUCAUUAAUUGAAUUUAGUAAUUUAGUGCAAAGAAAUUAUAUUAAAGAAUAUUUUGAUAAAAAUUUCACAGUUAAAAACUCACCAACCUUUUUGGAUUCUAGAUCAGAGGCAUUCAAUUUAUUGAAUACUCACCACCAAAGAUUUUGUAUUAAAGUUGAAGCAUUUAUUGAUCAAAAAUCAAUAGACAUUUCAAACUAUAUUCCAGAACAAGUAAAAUUAAAUAUUAAAUCUAAAAAAACUGAAUAUGUGAUGAAUGUAGAAUUAUUUAAAUUACCACUUGGUCAUAAAAAUGAAAGUGAUAAUACAAUUGGAACUUUAAUAAAAUCUUUUAUAAUUCAUAUAAAAUCUUUAGUAUUAGAUUAUAAAGAUUUAUCACUUUCAAAUUCACAAAAAAUAUCUAAUACAACAAGUUCAAAAACACCUACAGCUUCAACUACCACUAGUAUUAUAAAAGAUAAAGCUACAACAAAAACAACAACAACAACAACCUCAACCACUGCAAAUACCUCUGCAACAACAUCAACAGAUAAAUCAACUACAGCAUCAUCUGCUUCUAAUAAUACUAGUGCUGCUACUACUACAUUUGAUAUAAACCAAUCAUUGAAACAUAGUUUAUUGAAAUUAAUAUUUGAAGAUUCAACUAGUGCAGAUUCAAUUAUUAAAACAUUGGAUAGAUUAUUUAAAUCAUAUCCAUCAAAGAAAAAAUCAAUUGAACAAGUGAAUGAUAUUAUCAAUGAGAGUAUAACUCAAUUUAAUUCAACUAUUAAUGCUAUUAAAAAUAGAUUAAAAACAGAUAUUUCAAAGAUUCAAAAAAAUAAUACAAGCAAUCAAAAUAUUGAAAAAAUAUAUAACAAGUCAUUAUCAUUAAUGGUAUUAUUAGAGUUUAAUCAUUUCUCACAGUAUUCAGAAUUAAAAGAAAAAACAAAGACUUGUAGACACAAAUACAAUCAGUUGAAUUCAGAAUUAGCAAAAAAAAAUAGAACGAAGUUAGAAUUUUCAAAUAUAGUUAAAGGUAAAUUCUUUGAUAAUCUCGUCAGUAACUUUGAAUCAACAACAAAAAUCAAUGGUUCAACUUUAAAGAUUCCAUCUUUUAAAUUAUUAAACUCUGAAAAGUUAGGUUUAAUUUCAAAGUUACAAUUUAAUGAAAUUCACCAAUUAAUUAAAAGUGAAAAGUUGUUUAUCAAAUCCCCAACAGGAACAGCAACUGCAACAACUACAAUAAGAUCAAGAAAUAACAAUAAUAAUAAUAGAAAAGUUGUUUUAGUUCGUGAUCAUGUUGAAGUAAUUUCAAAAGAUUCUGAAGAGAUAUUGUCAAUAUUUUUAAAGAGUAAUCCAGAAAGAAUUCCAUUAAUUCAAGCUGAUAAUAUUCAUUCAUUACAAGAUAGUUAUUCUGACCAAUCAGAAUUUGUAAAUUUAAUGAAACCUUUAAUAGUAGAAGAAUAUAGAGCACAACUCGAAGGUGAUUUUGAUGAAAUUGAAGGUAUUUCAAUAUCAGAACAAGAUGGUACAUUAAUAGGUUUAGAUAGAGUUAAAAUGAAUGAUACACCAACAAUUCAUUCAUUCCAAGAGUUGUCGGAGGAUUCUGUUGAAAUUACAUUUAAUAUUAAAGUUAAGGAUGAAUUAGAGGAAAUAUACCUUAAUGAUAUUUUACUUUUUAAAGCAUUUGAUCAUACAAAUAAACCAAUGUUUGCAUUGAGUUUAGUUACAAGAUCUUCAGAAUUAAAAAGUAAAAAACAAAAAAUAAUUUGCGAAUUUGUAUUAUCGGAUUCAACGAAACCAUUAAUUGAAAAGUUUUAUUCAGUUUCAUUGAAUUCGAAAAGAUAUUCAAAAGAUAUUUUACAUUUUAUAAAGGUUUCUAAUAGUACUACAUUCAUUAGAGAAUUAGAAGCAACAGAAGAGUUUAAAAAUUCAAAAACACUUUUAAAUCAAAUUUUACAACCAUCAUUGGAAGUUUAUAAUUUAAUGACAUCAAUGAGAAUGGAGAUUCCAUCAUUGUUAAGAUCCAUUUGUAUUCAAGAAUUGAAUGCAUCACAAUUUAAUGCAAUUGAAACAUCAUUAUCAAAAAAAGGUAUUACAUUAAUUCAAGGUCCACCAGGUACUGGUAAAACUACAACAAUUUAUUAUUUACUUUCAAUUUUAUUAGCAAUUAAUCCAAAAUUCAAGAUAUUAGUAUGUGGUCCAUCACAUGCAUCAGUAGAUGAAGUUGCAAAGAGAUGUUUAAAAAAGAGUUUAAUAAAUGUAGAUGGUAAACCUUAUUUACCAAAUAUGGUACGUAUUGGUAAACUUCAAAAUAUAUCACCAGAUUGUCAUCGUAUAUCACCCUAUGACAAAACACCAGCACAAAGAAAAGAAAUUAUUAGAAAUGCAAAUAUUGUUUUCUCAACUCUUUCAGCAAGUGGUUCUGGUUCUGUUAGAAGUAACUUUAAAGCAAAUAUUGUAUUAGUAGAUGAAUCAACUCAAUCAUCUGAACCAGCUUCACUAAUUCCAUUAUGUAUUGGUAAUAUUGAAAAGUUAAUUCUUGUUGGUGAUCCAUUACAAUUACCACCAACUAUUUUCUCAUCAGGAAGUGCAGAAAAUGGUUUAAAUAUAUCAUUAUUUGAAAGAUUAUCAAAAGUAUUACCAGUUGAAAUGUUAAAUACACAAUAUCGUAUGCAUCCAACAAUUUCAAGAUUCCCAUCAAAUCAAUUCUAUAAAGACAGAUUAUUAGAUGGUGAUAAUGUAAAGUCAUUAGUAUACAAUCAACAUAAUUUCCAUUCUGAUAUCAAAUAUGGUCCAAUUAGAUUCUAUGAUGUUAUUGAUUCAAAAGAAGAAAGUGGUAAAAGAUCAUUAAAGAAUAAAUUAGAAAUCACAAUGGUAUUCACAUUGAUUAAAAAGUUAGUUCAAGAUUAUCCAGAAUGUAAAAAGUUCUCAUUUGGUAUUAUUACGCCAUAUAAAUUACAAAAGAGUGAAAUCAAAGAACAACAUAAACAGUUUAAUUAUCCAUUAAAUAUUGAAACAUCAACAAUUGAUGGGGUUCAAGGCUCAGAAAAAGAUAUUAUAAUUUUAUCAUGUGUAAGAAGUGAAAGAAUUGGUUUCCUUUCUGAUCGUAGACGUAUUAAUGUCGCACUCACAAGAGCUAAAUUUGGAUUAUUUGUAAUUGGUAAUUCUAAACUCUUAAAAAAAGAUAGAACUUGGGGUCCAUUUUGUCAAUAUGUUCAUUCAAUAAACUCAAUGGUCUCAAUUGAUUCUAAAGGUAUCAGUGUUUUAGAACAACAAAUUCAAGAAUAUGACUCUUUAAAUCCAAAUGGAUUAAUUGAAUUCCAUUCAGAUUCUGAAGAUGAAUAUGAUGGUAAAGAUGAAGAGGAAGACGAAGAUGAAGAUAAUGAAGAAAUACAAGAGCAUGAUGAAGAUGAUGAAAGUAAUAGAAUCAAGAAAAUUAAUCAAGAAGGUGAAGAUAAUGAUGAUUUGGAUGAUGAUGAUGAUGAAUAUUAUAGUAUCAGCGAUGAUGAUGAUGAAGAUGAGACAGUUUCACCAGAUUCAAAUAAUUUAAUCAUUGAUAAAGAUUUUCCAAACACUCUUAUUAAUAUUAUUAUAGAAUUACAAAAAUCAAAUCAAGAAAAAAUAGAUCAAUCAACUUUAUCAAAAAAGAAAACAUUAAGAGAUAGUUUUGUUAAAUAUUCACGUCUCUUGGAUUCAUAUUUAAAGAAAGUUUUAAAUAAUUUAGAAAUACAAGAAAUUUCACAAUCUUUAUCAUCAUCAAAAACAAAUAAUUCUCUUAAUGAAAUUAUUUCAAAAAUUGAAUGUAAAAAGAAAUCAAUUAAACAAGAUAGUUAUAAUAGAUUAAAGAAAUUAAUAUCAGAAGGUUUCGCAACAGCAUCAAUUAAUUUAUAUGGUUCAUUCUUGAGUGGAUUAUCAUUGAAUGAUAGUGAUUUAGAUAUUAAUUUCUCAAGUACUCAAAAAGAAGAUACAACUCAUUUAAAACAAGUUUAUAAAUAUUUAAAUAGAUCUCAACUAUAUAAAUUAAUUGAAAAAAGAAUUAGUGCAAAAGUACCAAUCAUUAGAUUCAAAGAGAUAUCAUCAGGUAUUCAUUUCGAUAUGUGCUUUCAUUCUAUGAUGAGUUAUCACAAUUCAUUAUUGUUAGGUGAAUAUUGUUCAAUUGAUAAAAGAUGUAGAGAUUUAGCAUUAUUAGUAAAAUGGUGGGCAGUUUCAAAAGAUUUAAAUAAUGCAGCAGAGAAAACAUUUAGUUCAUUCUGUUUAGUUAAUAUGGUAAUUCAUUUCCUUCAGUCAUUAAAUCCACCAAUUUUACCAAAUUUACAAACAACAUCAAAUCAACUAUUAGAAAAGUAUUCAACAGAUAGAAAUUUAAUUAAAUUAAAAUCACAAACAAUCGUAGAAAAUUAUUUAGUUAAAUAUUAUGAUUGGUCAAGUUUUAACAAAUUUGAACCAAAAAGAAACAAAUUGACAAUCGCUCAAUUGUUUUAUCAAUUCUUUUAUUAUUAUUCAACAUUUAAUUAUAAAGAGAAUAUCAUAUCAAUUAGUCACUCAAGUGGUGGUGGUAGUUUAUGUGAAAAUGGAGCAUUAUUAAAAAGAUCAACUAUAAAGGGUACACCAGUAAAAGGUCAUAUCAUUGUACUUGAUCCAUUUAUUAAUGAUAGAAAUUUAGCAUCAUCAAUUAAAAAAACAUACCAAAGAGUAUUAAUGGAAUUCACAAUGAUGGAAUAUUCUUUAAGAUCAACCAAAACAACAAUUAAUGAUUUAUUCAAAGAGAAUUUAUCAUUAUCGUCAAAUGGAUUACUUUCUUAG